AUGCCUGCCAAUUCUGCGGCGGAUACUAUCCGUAUCAUGGUAUCAACCGAUAACCAUGUCGGAUACGGAGAACGCGAUCCAGAGCGAGGAGAUGAUUCCUGGAACACUUUCGACGAGAUCAUGACAUUGGCACGAGAGCGAGAUGUCGAUAUGGUCUUACUGGCUGGCGAUCUGUUUCACGACAACAAACCAUCUCGCAAGGCCAUGUAUCAUGUCAUGUCAUCUCUACGCAAGAACUGUUUCGGCGAGAAACCAUGUGAGCUUGAGAUGCUCAGCGAUGCCUCGGAAGCCUUUCAGGGUGCUUUCAACCACGUCAACUACGAAGAUCCUGAUAUCAAUGUCGCCAUCCCAGUCUUCUCAAUCCACGGAAACCAUGACGACCCAACUGGAGAUGGUCAUCUGGCAUCGCUGGAUCUGUUGCAAAUGGCUGGCAUGGUCAACUACUACGGCCGCACGCCCGAGUCUGACAACAUCGUCAUCAAGCCUGUGUUACUACAAAAAGGUCGAACCAAGCUCGCCCUUUACGGUAUGAGCAACGUCCGUGACGAGCGCAUGUUCCGCACCUUCAGAGAUCGGAAAGUCAAGUUCUACCAACCUGGCACACAGACAGGUGAUUGGUUCAACCUCAUGAGCGUGCAUCAAAAUCACCACGCGUACACCGAGACCGGCUAUCUUCCCGAGAAUUUCCUCCCGGCUUUCAUGGACCUGGUUAUCUGGGGCCAUGAACAUGAAUGUCUGAUCAAUCCUCGUUACAAUCCCGAGCAAACCUUUCAUGUCAUGCAGCCUGGUUCAUCGGUCGCCACUUCCCUCAUGCCAGGCGAGGCUGUACCAAAGCAUGUCGCAAUCCUCAGUAUCACAGGCAAAGAGUUCAAGUGUGAGCCUAUCCGCCUGAAGACUGUUCGACCUUUCGUGAUGAGGGAAAUUUCUCUCAUGGACGACGCCCACAUGAGAAAAAUCGCGAUGAAGGACGACAAUCGCGCAGAAAUUACCCGCUACCUUACAACCGUUGUGGAAGACAUGAUCCGAGAAGCUCGUCAAGCCUCGCGUGAAGCCCAGGAAGGGGAUAAUGAUGAUCAUCAGGCGCCCGAUUUGCCUCUGAUUCGCCUUCGCGUUGAAUACACUGCUCCUGAAGGAGGGCGCUUUGAUUGUGAGAACCCCCAACGCUUCUCAAACCGUUUCUUGAAAAAGGUGGCAAAUGUCAACGAUGUGGUUCAAUUCCAUCGCAAGAAAACUGGCACCAGCAGAAAGAAGGAGCAACCUGACAUGCCCGAGGAAGCUGUCCUGCAACAGCUCACCAUCGACACUGUAAAGGUAGAGAAGCUCGUCAAGGAGUUUCUCACAGCCCAAUCUCUUACAGUGCUUCCUCAAAACUCUUUCGGCGAUGCCGUUAGUCAGUUUGUCAACAAGGACGACAAGCACGCUAUGGAGGCCUUUGUGAAUGAGAGUCUUGCAAGUCAGUUGAAGCAUCUGUUGGCUGGUGCAAGUGUCGAAGAUGAGGACAUAACGGAAGCCAUGCAUGGGAUCAAGACUCAAUUGGAGGAGUCGUGGGCACAGGGCACGCUAAAGCGCGCUCCCAGAACAGACAAGUUGAAGCCCAAGCCAGCCAAUUGGGACUCUGAUCUUGAUGGAGAGUGGGCUGAGCAGCCUGGUGCACUGAUCCGUAGUGAGGAAGAGGUCGAAGACGACGAAGAAGCUGCUCAACCAAAGCCCAAAGCUACUCGAGGCAGAGGAGGCAAGGCCGCCGGAACCACACGCAAGACAGCUGCUGCAGCCAAGAAAGCAGCACCUGCCAAGAAGACCACAACUCGCGCGAGGAAGGCACCUAUUGAAGAAGAGUCAGACGACGAAGAGGACGACGUUAUUAUGCUCGACGAUGACGAGGAAGAAGUUCCCGACGCGAACGACGAUGAGGAUGAUGACGAUGACGACAACCUCUUCGUCAAGCCAGCGCCCAAGAAGAGAGCGCCUGCAAAGGCUGCAGCCAAGUCGAUUGCUAAGCGUGCUGCUUCACCACCAAAGCGCAAGGCACCAGUUCGUAGCACAGCAAAGGCCCCUACAGGCAGACAGACAACACUGAGUUUCUCUCAAACACCUGCACCAUCGCAACCACGUAAUACCGCAGCUCGUGCAGGACGCAAAACUGCAGGACCUAGCGAGGACGAGAUAUCUGACGACGAUGAUGCUUUUGAACCUCCUCCAACAGCAUCCCGUUCUGCAGCACGUCGCAAGUUUUGA
Aureobasidium namibiae CBS 147.97 is the source of this 2235-nucleotide messenger RNA. RefSeq names its product DNA repair exonuclease. Gene Ontology annotation, cellular component: nucleus; Mre11 complex. The coding region runs from base 1 to 2235 and encodes 744 amino acids. Gene Ontology annotation, molecular function: 3'-5'-DNA exonuclease activity; DNA endonuclease activity; manganese ion binding. The transcript has 3 exons. Gene Ontology annotation, biological process: mitotic G2 DNA damage checkpoint signaling; mitotic intra-S DNA damage checkpoint signaling; meiotic DNA double-strand break formation. Lineage: Eukaryota; Fungi; Ascomycota; Dothideomycetes; Dothideales; Saccotheciaceae. The record is from RefSeq and is a predicted model, not a curated record.